Cyprinodon tularosa is the source of this 2399-nucleotide messenger RNA. Its product is annotated as zinc finger MYM-type protein 1-like. The transcript has 4 exons. The record is from RefSeq and is a predicted model, not a curated record. Gene Ontology annotation, molecular function: protein dimerization activity. Bases 3 to 2399 code for a protein of 798 amino acids. Lineage: Eukaryota; Metazoa; Chordata; Actinopteri; Cyprinodontiformes; Cyprinodontidae.
CAAUGCAUUUUGUCCAAGUGCAGGUGCCAUAUAAUGACGUCAUUAGAAGGAACAGGACCUCCAGCAGAUCUGAUAGCUACACCAGCUCCGAUCUAACCGAACACAGACCCAGUACAGCAGGUGUCCCGGCUCAGACUGAGCUGUGGACCUGCUCCAUAUCUCAGAGAACCAUCGGAAUCCCACACGGUUUAGGGCUGAAGCUGCAUCCGGUCGAGUCACAGGAGUUGGAGACGCAUCGGACAGAGCGAGAGAGAGAAAUGGCACAAGAAAAAAUAAAUUCAGUCAAGUCCCUUAAAGCGACACCUUUUGAGCGGAGAACUUAUCAAGAGAAGCUGGAGGUGAAGGCUCUUGGUCCUGAUAAGCCGAACAUCAAUAUUAACCAGCUGUCCAACGACAAAGGGAGACGGUACACUCGUUCUUUUUCCAGGACCUGGUUUAGCAAGAAGUCUUGGCUAACAGCAUGCACCGAGGCUAAUGCUUUAUUCUGCUUUCCCUGCCUCGUUUUUCAAACAUCAGGAUCUGACCAGGCAUGGAUAAAAACUGGUAUUACUGAUUUACAACACUUUUCAGAAAGGGCAAAGAAGCAUGAACAAUCUGGUAUCCACAUGGAAAAUGCACUGCAACUAGCCAUGUUUGGGAAAAUAAAAAUUUCAUCCCAGCUUGAUGAAGGAUACAUGGUAGGGAUUCGCAAACACAAUGAGGAGGUUGACAAAAACCGCCACAUCUUAUCAAAAAUAAUUGACUGUGUCAAAUUCUAUAGUGCAUUUGAGCUUGCCUUGCAUGGCCAUGAUGAAAGUGAGAGCUCAGAAAACCCAGGUGUUUUUAGAGGAUUGGUGGAUUUUGUAGCAUCACUGGAUGCAGUUCUUCACCAGCACCUGCAGAAUGCCACUGUGUUCAAGGGAAUGUCUAAGACAGUACAGAAUGAACUCCUUGACUGCAUGCUGUCAAUUUUAAGAGAGUGCAUCCUUGAAGAAAUCAGGAGUGCAGACUUUGUCUCCAUCCAGGUUGAUGAAAGAAUGGACAUUUCCACUCAGUGUCAGCUGGUGCUUGUGAUCCGCUACAUUGACAAAGCCCAUCAUGUCCAAGAACGUUUUUUUGAGUUCAUACCUCUCCAAAGUGCCACAGCUGAUUCAAUCACCACAGCACUUCUGGAUAGCUUGAGUUCCAUUUUCCCUGAUGACCAGAGAAGCAAGCUCAUUUCCCAAGCUUACGAUGGUGCAAGUGUCAUGAGAGGUGCUACAGGUGGUGUACCGAAGAAGAUCAAGGAAGUCUAUGUGAAUGCACACUAUGUCCACUGCUAUGCUCACCAACUUAACCUCAUCAUGCAGCAGGUGACAUCCCACAUCCCAAGAGUGAGUCAUUUCUUCUCAGACCUGGCUGGAUUAUCUGGCUUUUUUUUAAGAUCUCCAAAGAGAACCUGUGUGCUUGAUAGAGUGGUGGCUCACAGACUCCCCGGAGCAAGCACAGUGAAGUGGAACUUCAACAGCCAAAAUGUGAGCACUGUUUUUGAACAUAAAGAAGACCUGCUCCAGUGUUUUGAAACCAUCAGGGACUCAGGAGAGUUUGAUCCAACCACUGUGAGAGAAGCUGGAGGAUUUGUGAGGCUACUGGAGGAUGAUUGUUUCAGCUUCUUCCUGAAGCUGUUCCAUCAUAUCAUGAGUCAAGUGGACAUUCUCUACAGUCAGCUUCAGAAGAGGACCAUCAACUCAGUCUUUGUUCAGAAGGUCAUGCAGCAGUUCACAGAUGGUAUACAAAAGAUCAGAGAUUCCCUUCCAGUGUUCUGUGAAGAACACUGUGGCAGUGUGUCUCAACUGGCCAAGAGAUGCCGCACACUGGGCCCAGGUGAUCUUGAGAGGAUAGCCACAGAGAUUUGUGACACCAUAUUGGAGCAUUCAAAUCAGAGGUUUGCAUUCACAAAUCAUCUGGUCAGUGCUACACUGCUGCAUGCAGACAGAUUCCUGGAGUACCACAGGCAGUUCCCUGAUGCUGCACUAAACACCAUCAUUGAGGCUUACCCACUGCUCAACAAGAACAAACUGAAAACUGAGCUGGCUCUGAUCUACAGCAAUGCUGGGUUCAGGAGGUGCAGUGGUGCUGUGGCUCUGUACCAGUUCUUCAUGAGGAACGAUCUACAGGACAUCUUCUCAGAGACUGUGGCUCUGCUGAAGAUCCUCAUCACAACUCCCAUGACCACAGCUGAAUCUGAGAGGUGCUUCUCAACACUGAAGAGGAUCAAGACCUUCCUCAGGAACACAAUGUCACAGGACCAUCUCAAUGCCCUGGCCAUGGUCUCUAUGGAGAAGAACCUUAUUAAAACCAUCCCUGACUUCAACCACAGAGUCAUUGAGAAAUUUGCUUCUCUCAAUGACAGAUUGGCAACAUUCAUGUACAAAAAAUGA